This is a messenger RNA of Pseudonaja textilis, 1769 nucleotides long. It is a transcript of the gene EIF2S1, whose product is annotated as eukaryotic translation initiation factor 2 subunit alpha. Gene Ontology annotation, molecular function: ribosome binding; RNA binding; translation initiation factor activity. The record is from RefSeq and is a predicted model, not a curated record. Gene Ontology annotation, cellular component: eukaryotic 48S preinitiation complex; eukaryotic translation initiation factor 2 complex. NCBI's taxonomy places the organism in Eukaryota, Metazoa, Chordata, Lepidosauria, Squamata, Elapidae. Gene Ontology annotation, biological process: translational initiation.
AGAGGCGGGGCGGCGGCUGCGCUGUGUGACGCGGGGGGGAAAAGAGCACGCUGAAGCGGGAGUCGGGUCCGAAGAAGCGUUUGCGAGCGGGGCUUGUAGAGCGGACAGGAUGCCUGGAUUAAGUUGUAGAUUUUACCAGCAUAAAUUUCCUGAAGUAGAAGAUGUUGUCAUGGUCAAUGUCAGAUCCAUUGCAGAAAUGGGAGCCUAUGUUAGUCUUUUGGAAUACAACAACAUUGAGGGCAUGAUCUUACUCAGUGAGCUGUCCAGGAGACGAAUCCGUUCUAUAAAUAAACUCAUCCGAAUUGGCAGAAAUGAAUGUGUUGUUGUCAUAAGAGUUGAUAAGGAGAAAGGUUAUAUUGACCUAUCAAAAAGAAGAGUGUCUCCAGAAGAGGCAAUUAAAUGUGAAGACAAAUUCACCAAAUCAAAAACUGUUUACAGCAUCCUUCGCCAUGUUGCUGAGGUUUUAGAAUACACAAAAGAUGAACAGCUGGAGAGUUUGUUUCAGAGAACUGCUUGGGUAUUUGAUGACAAGUACAGAAAGCCUGGAUAUGGUGCAUAUGAUGCCUUCAAACUUGCUGUCUCUGAUCCCACAAUCCUUGACGGGCUGGAUUUGACAGAAGACGAAAAACGUGUGCUAAUUGACAAUAUCAAUAGACGUUUGACACCACAAGCAGUGAAAAUUCGAGCAGAUAUUGAAGUGGCCUGUUAUGGUUACGAGGGUAUAGAUGCAGUAAAGGAAGCUCUGCGAGCUGGCCUAAGCUGUUCUACAGAGAGUAUGCCAAUCAAAAUAAAUCUAAUAGCUCCUCCCCGAUAUGUGAUGACCACAACAACACUUGAAAGGACUGAAGGCCUUUCUGUCCUCAGCCAAGCUAUGGCUGUCAUUAAAGAAAAAAUUGAAGAGAAGAGAGGCGUCUUUAAUGUGCAAAUGGAACCCAAGGUGGUAACUGACACUGAUGAGACUGAACUUGCAAGGCAGUUGGAAAGGUUGGAGCGUGAGAAUGCUGAAGUGGAUGGAGACGACGAUGCUGAGGAGAUGGAAGCAAAAACUGAAGAUUAAGUUUAUUGCCAUGGCAAAAUAGAUGGAAAUUAUGCCUUCAUGCAAAUAACUAAAAAUACCUAGAGUCGACUGAUGAGAUUUCAUUGUUAAAAAUGCCACAGGAACAGACUUGAAAUACUUUCAUCAAAUUUUUAAUGAGACCAAAUUUUGAACAGACAAGAAACCAUCUGCUACAGUGUGUUGCUUGAUUUUCUCAAUGGGAAGGUACUUCUCACUGAAGAUUAAAACCUUUCCUCCCCUAAACAAUCCAAGCAUACUUUGAUGACUCUUCUUAAUAUUUUCACGUCUUAUACAUUCAGAUGGCAACUGGUUCACUAUGUUGUAUCAGUGAGUUUCUGAGGAUUAAACCAAUAUUCCUCCAUAGACCGCAUUGAAGCAUUCAAUAAAUGUAUUGGAUAUUUACUUGGGUUUCUUUUCAUUUUAAGAAAUCUGUAGUGCAAAGAACUAAAGAGGAAAGAGUAGCUUUUAGCUCUUGAAGAUGGCAGUUUGCAUGUCUUUUAAUAAUUCCUAAUCUCUACAUAGUUCAUAAUCAGUUGUCAUUAUACAAGUAACUUUAGGGCUACUUCACGUACAAGUCAGCAAGACUAGAUAUUCCUUUUUAACACUCAGUGAUGAAUUGAUGCACUAGUCUUCCUCUUAUUUUGUAGGCUUUUCUUUUACAUUUUUGAGUAUGUGAUGCCUUAGAACAAAAUAUUUUUCUCUACUCUGCAAG